AAGUCACAAGGUCCCUGAAUUGAAAUAUAAGAAGAGAACAUGAUGCAUGGGUGAGUGCUACUGUUUGACUGCUGGUCACCUUACAGGAUGAGAACCCUCCAGACUCUGCUUCUUGUGGCUUUGAGCCUCUCUCUGGCCCAGUCCUUGGACUACAAGGCACUCAACCAGUUCAGAAAUAUGAUCUUGUGUGUGAUGCCUGACAGCUGGCCUGUUUUGGACUAUGCUGACUAUGGCUGCUACUGUGGAAAAGGAGGCUCUGGCACACCUGUGGAUGAUCUGGAUAGGUGCUGUCAAGUCCAUGACCAGUGUUACACUGAUGCCAUGCAGCAUGAUGAGUGCUGGCCCAUCCUUGACAAUCCUUACACUGAAUUCUACGACUACAGCUGUGACGAGGCAAACAGGAAGGUCACCUGUGGCAAAGACAACAACGAAUGUGAGAUGUUCAUCUGUGAGUGUGACAGGAAGGCCGCCGAGUGUUUUGGCAGAUCUCCUUGGAUCCCAGAGCAUGAGCAUCUGCCCAGUGACCAGUGUCAGUAAAAGCCAAACUAUAGUAUCAAAUUAGGAAUUCAUUCUUUGUUCUGAAUUACUUUAGGUUUUCAAAAAUUAGAAAAAACAGUUUGUUCAAAGUCAUGAGUUCUGUUUUGUUAAAAAGAUUUUAAUAACAUCCCCUUUGUCCAUCCAAGAGAGGAAGUAAUUGUGAAAAUGUUCUCCUGAGAAUAAACACUGUUAAUUCUGCA
This is a messenger RNA of Cheilinus undulatus (humphead wrasse), 737 nucleotides long. Its product is annotated as phospholipase A2-like. The record is from RefSeq and is a predicted model, not a curated record. Gene Ontology annotation, biological process: phospholipid metabolic process; lipid catabolic process; arachidonate secretion. The coding region runs from base 88 to 537 and encodes 149 amino acids. NCBI's taxonomy places the organism in Eukaryota, Metazoa, Chordata, Actinopteri, Labriformes, Labridae. Gene Ontology annotation, molecular function: calcium ion binding; phospholipid binding. The transcript is spliced from 4 exons.